Messenger RNA from Peronospora matthiolae, 303 nucleotides. The record is from the annotation of a GenBank genome assembly. Lineage: Eukaryota; Oomycota; Peronosporomycetes; Peronosporales; Peronosporaceae.
AUGCACAUCACUUUGCCAACGGACACAAUCGCCAUUUCGUUGCGACUUCGAACGUACCACGUAAAGCGUCAGGCAUCGCGAAAUACACUUGGCAGAAAUGUCCCGUCAAAGUGGAUCGAGCAAUCUCCGUGGUGGACGCAGAAAGGGCCAGUACAAAUCCGCUCGAUGCAUUCGUCGCCACAUGACAUCUUGUCGACACUCGAGGUCGCGCAAGUCCAAGGUAAGUCUGGCUGGACCUUUCCCCUCCUUUCCUCCCUCGUCUCUGUACCCAAUUCCACCCCCUCGAAGCCACUUCUGCUCUGA